UAUAAAUUGUCGCCGAACCUUUAGUUAUGUCGGAUUUUGUUGAUCUCCAUUCAGAAUAUUGUUGGGAGCCAUCAGAGUCUGAGAAAAAAAUUUUAGAGGGCAGACGAGAAUUGCAAGAUAAAAUUAGUAAAACCAUGGGCUCCUAUUUACUGAAGGGUUACAAAAUGCUGGCCACGACCUGCCCUGUUUGCUCAACAAUCCUUAUGAGGACGAAACCAAUAAAUGGGACCACGGCUGAUGGUGUUGAUUACUGCGUCUUGUGUUCUGAUCUUGGUCUCACUGACACUCAUGGUGAAACCACGGAUGAUAAUCAAGAGGAAAUAAAGUCAGACAAAGAUUUGCCUACUACCUCAUCAUGUCAGUCAGCAUCGACUACAUCUUCCUCAUCUAUGCCAGUAUCGAUGAGGAUGGGUCGGCCGGACACGAAUGCCACUCAGAUUGAGAGUUGCACGGCUUUUGGUUCUCUGAGAAAGUGUGACCCACCGAGAGUCUCAUCUGAUGAAUUAGGAGCCAGGGUUAGAUGUGCCAUGCCCUCUAUUUGCCCCACUGCUAAGGUCAAAGAUCAUGCCCUCUGUCACCAGAGUUCGCUUGAUUCUUGUCACCAUCAGCACCAGCAACCACAGCAACCACAAGCUUCCAACCACCACCACCAGCAGCAGCAGCUGAACAUCUGCAUGACUCACCACCACUACAAUUACCAGCACCAAUCGUCGACUUCGUCUGCCAGCAACUACGACAACAAACUCAAAGAAUCCCUCGGUGCAGUUUCGCUGAAGCUGGAUUGGGCCACAGAUCUGUUGAAGAAGUCAAACGAUGUUGAACACGCUAAGCAGUUAGUGUCACUGAUCUCGUGCUGUGCUGAGGCUAUCAAAUCAUUGAAGUCUGCUUACGACCAUGUUGUUGCCCCGGCCGACAGGAUUGAAGAGUCUGCCUAAAAUUAGACCUUCAAGGAGAUGAACGAAACUCAUCCAUUUUCUCCUUUAACGCGGGGCGUUUUUAGGGAUGUGCGUUGCGUGGGAUGUUGAAAUAAUUUUUUCACUACUACAACAGAAGCUUAUGCUUGCUUCUUUAUGUGUUACUAUGUUUGUAUACACACACACGCACACACACAACACAUCACAUAUAUAUACAUAUUUUGGGUUGAGACCAUCUGAAAAUAACAGCAUUGCAUUGCAUUGUUCAAUUUGUAAUUGAGUUUUUCGUACGACGAAUUUCAGCUGAUUAUCAAAUAUAUAUAUAUAUAUA
Molecule: messenger RNA, 1245 nt
Organism: Helobdella robusta
Lineage: Eukaryota; Metazoa; Annelida; Clitellata; Rhynchobdellida; Glossiphoniidae
Exons: 9
Source: RefSeq, a predicted model, not a curated record